This is a messenger RNA of Rhipicephalus microplus (southern cattle tick), 1526 nucleotides long. It is a transcript of the gene Alg3, whose product is annotated as Alg3, alpha-1,3- mannosyltransferase. NCBI's taxonomy places the organism in Eukaryota, Metazoa, Arthropoda, Arachnida, Ixodida, Ixodidae. Gene Ontology annotation, molecular function: transmembrane transporter activity; dol-P-Man:Man(5)GlcNAc(2)-PP-Dol alpha-1,3-mannosyltransferase activity. Gene Ontology annotation, biological process: transmembrane transport. The record is from RefSeq and is a predicted model, not a curated record. Gene Ontology annotation, cellular component: endoplasmic reticulum.
GGUGGGGCUGGCUGCUGCGCUGCGCGGCGCAGGAGACGCUGCCUUUUCCUUUCGCCAUCUGUGGUUUCGCACUGUCCAAAUGGUCUUUUGCCUGGGAAGCAUUUUUCAAAUGCUCAGUCAACGGUAGCAGCUCUGUCUUCGGCGAAAAGUGCAGUGCCCCUGCUGAUCGAACGCGCUGAUAAGAAUGGCGCCUCCACGGACUGUCGGAAAGAGAAGUCAACAUCACCGGAGGAAUUCGGUCUUUCGCAGAGAGCUGCGAGCCACGUUUAACUGCGUCAUGCACGAUCUCCGCAAUUUUAGUGUGUGGCAGUUUCUGAACGAUCCGGGAAUCGUCUACUUAGUGGUGCCAUUUCUUUUAAUCAUCGAAUUUAUUGUGAACAUGACAGUUAUCGGCAGGGUACCUUACACCGAAAUUGACUGGAGAGCUUAUAUGCAAGAAGUGGAAGGAGUGCUCAAUGGCACUUACGACUACGCUCAUCUCAAAGGGGACACUGGACCGCUUGUGUACCCUGCAGGCUUUGUGUAUAUCUUCAUGGCUCUGUACUACAUCACUGGCCAUGGGACGAACAUUCUUCUCGCCCAGUACCUGUACGCGGGCCUUUACCUCUUCACUUUGGGCCUCGUAUUCAGUUUAUACAACAAGACUUGCAAGGUGCCCCCGUAUGUCCUCGUCCUGAUGUGUGCCACCUCAUACCGCAUUCACUCUAUCUACGUGCUUCGACUGUUCAACGACCCAGUCGCCAUGGCCUUGCUGUAUGCCUCCCUUAGCUUCCUCAUCAGGCAGCGCUGGGUGUUGGCUUGCAUUCUGUUCAGCCUGGCUGUCUCCGUGAAGAUGAACAUCCUGCUCUUUGCACCAGCAUUGUUCCUCGUCUUGCUGUCUACUCGAGGCCUUGUGAAGACAUGCCUGCUGAUUGGGCUGUGUGGCCUUGUUCAGCUGGUCCUGGCUCUGCCAUUCCUGCUCUCCAACCCGGUUUCAUACAUGAUGGGGGCGUUUAACUUGGGCCGAGUGUUCCUGUACGAGUGGACGGUGAACUGGAGGUUCCUGCCUGAAGAGCUGUUUGUAAACCGCACGUUUCACCUGGCACUCCUGGCUCUUCACCUUGUCAUCAUUCUGUGCUUUCUGCCAAAGUGGUUUCGGUAUCUCAAGCUCACCGAAUGGACCACGAACAAGGGAAAAGUGCUGGUGAUGUUCCCCGAUCAAAUGCUGCUGCCGUUGCUGACCUGCAAUUUUAUAGGAAUGGUCUUCAGUCGGUCACUGCAUUACCAGUUCUAUGUGUGGUACUAUCACACUGUGCCUUACCUCUUGUGGUCCACCAGGCUGGCCACCAUGACGCGCCUUGCCCUGUGGGGAAUGUUAGAGCUUGCUUGGAACACAUUUCCUUCCACCAGCUGGAGCAGUGGCCUACUUCACUUGUCACACUUUGUUAUUCUAGUCAGUCUGUGGAAGGACUGGCCAACAGAACCAUCUGUGCCACCCUCUAAAAAUAAAUGACUGGUGUCUUCUAUGUGCACCACCAUUACACAAC